AUGGUUAGAAGUAGAAUGCUAUCUGUUAGCAAUAUUCCUUGUGCAACAGUUGAUCAUUGGUUCCUCUCUCAAUGGAACCUUCCUAACUCUAUCUUGAAGCCUCAUCCUUGCAGUGAUAAGAGGGCUGCUGAGGGUGAUUUUAUGAAGAUUGAUUAUAUUUGUGGGUUGAGUGUGGUUAAGGAAGCAUAUUCCGAGUGUAGUGAGGUCUUAUAUUGUUGGUUGAGUGGGGUCCUUCUAUAUUGUUUAGGACAUCCAGUCCGUCAUGGCACAAGCAGGGACAGUUACUUCAAGCUGGCGCUGGAAAAUCCGUGGGUGGAGUUUGUGAGGAAUGGUUCGAUGGGUUUGGCUGCUUUAUGUGCCGUCCAGAAAAUUCUGAUUGUUCAAAAGCUGAUUUUAAUUUUUAGUCUUCUUAUGAGAGGCUAUCAUCGUCAGUCCAUUACUCCUAAAUGUGCUAUGAAAGUUGACAUUAUGAAAGCCUACGAUACUGUUAUAUGGGAGUUUAUUAUUGAUGUCCUAAAGGCCAUGGCCUUUCUACUCUCUAUGAUUUCCUGGAUUAAGGCUUGUAUCACUAGUCCGUCGUUUUCCAUUUGUAUCAAUGGGAGCCUUCAUGGCUAUUUCAAGGGCACAAGAGGCCUUAGGCAGGGAGACCCUAUGUCUCCUUAUUUGUUUGUCUUGGCUAUGGAAAUCCUGGCUAGAAUCCUUACUGAGAAAUCCAAGCAUCAUCUUUUUAAAUUCCAUUGGAAAUGUGAGAAGACUAAGAUUGUUAAUUUGUGCUUUGCUGAUGAUUUAAUGAUAUUCAGCAAAGGGGAUGCAUCUACUGUUCAAAUGAUUAUGCAUGGGCUUGAGGAGUUCAAGAAUCUUUCGGGUCUUACUCCUAGUGCUGCCAAGAGCAACCUAUUUUUCUGCGGGUGUGACUCUAGUCUUAGGGAGGAAAUUCUUAAGAUUGCCAAUUUCAAGGAAGGUACCCUCCCUGUCAAGUACUUGGGUGUUCCCUUAAUCACCACUAAGUUGAGAGCUUUAGAUUGCCAGCAGCUUAUUGAUAGGAUCACUAACCGUAUUAAGAGUUGGACCAAUAAGGCCCUCUCUUAUGCUGGUAGAGCUCAGCUUAUUCAAACCAUCCUGUUCUCCAUGCAAGUCUAUUGGUCCUCGUUGUUCAUCCUCCCUAAGAAGGUUGUUAGAGAAAUUGAAAAUUUACUUAGAGCCUUUCUUUGGUCCGGGGUUGAUCUGAAAAAGCAUAGUGCGAAAAUUGCUUGGGAUAAGGUUUGUGCUCCCAAGUCUGAAGGUGGUCUGGGUUUUAAAUCUCUGGAGGUUUGGAAUAGAGCUGCUAUUGCCAAACAUAUUUGGUUCCUUUUCUCGGGGGGUGAGAAGUCGAUGUGGUGCCAAUGGGUUAAAUCUUACUUACUCAAAGGCAAAAGUUUUUGGAAAGUCCCUGUUCCUAGUGACCCUUCUUGGGUUUGGAGGAAGAUUCUUUCUCUUAGGAAGUCUAUAUUUCCUCUCAUUGUCCACAAAAUUGGGAAUGGUAAUGCUACCUUUUUGUGGCAUGAUAAUUGGCAUCCGGUGGGCUCUAUUUGGGACAAAUUUGGGAAUAGGAUUACCUAUGAUUCUGGUCUCUCUGGGGAGGCUAAAGUGAGCAAUAUUGUUAAUGGGGAUUCCUGGAACUGGCCUUUUCCCAAGUCUUGGGAGAUGAGAGACCUUAUAUCGUUGACCCCCCCUUCUUUUAAACCCAGAUCUUCGAGUAAUGACACUCCUAUUUGGACUCUUACUCAAGAUGGUAUAUUCUCCAUCCAAUCUGCUUGGAACCACUGGAGAGAUAAACAUGAUAAGGUGGCUUGGUAUAAACUGCUGUGGGGUCCAUUCAAUAUCCCUAGAGUUUGGGAUGCUAUUAAAGUUAAGUGUAAUGUAAAGUGGCCUGACAUUUUUUGGCCUGAUAUUGUUCAUGUUGCUAUGAGGGAGAGUCUGGGUAAAUCUCUGAGAGCCAUUACUACUAGACUGGCUCUGCUGUGUACUGUUUAUCAAGUAUGGAUUGAAAGAAAUAACAGAAUUUUUAAUAAGGAAAUGAAACUUGAAGAAGUUGUUAUCAACUCAAUUGUUCAAAUGAUUAGAGGCAGGCUAAUGUCAUUAAACAAUUUGCCUAGAUCUGCAGGUGAUGAAUGGUUCUUAAAGCAAUGGAAUUUGACUGAUUCCAUUUUGAAGCCCCAUAUUGUUCGUAUUGGGAGGGCUGCUGAGUGA
Camellia sinensis is the source of this 2229-nucleotide messenger RNA. Lineage: Eukaryota; Viridiplantae; Streptophyta; Magnoliopsida; Ericales; Theaceae. The record is from RefSeq and is a predicted model, not a curated record.